Messenger RNA from Cyphellophora attinorum, 870 nucleotides. RefSeq lists its product as uncharacterized. Bases 1 to 870 code for a protein of 289 amino acids. The transcript has a single exon. The record is from RefSeq and is a predicted model, not a curated record. Lineage: Eukaryota; Fungi; Ascomycota; Eurotiomycetes; Chaetothyriales; Cyphellophoraceae.
AUGACGUCGGUCAAGCGGGUUUUCAGAGGGAGCUACCUCUCCUUCGAUGCCCUGGGCACUCUAUUCGACUUCAAGGAGCCGAUCGCCACGCAAUACCUGAAAGUUGCUCGCAGAUGUGGUGUUACCGCUCCAAUCGCCGAAUCUGACCUCCAGCAAGCUUUCAAGACUGCUUACAAGCAGAUAUCCUUAUCAUGGCCAAACUAUGGGAAGGGCAGCAAGAUAGUUGACAGCCCAGAGACCUGGUGGCAAAUACUCGUGCACUCGACUUUCCGCCGUCUUCUACCAGUGGAAUCGAUUCCAACAGAAUUAGGAUCGGAGACGUACCAGCAUUUCGCGUCUGGCGCAGCGUAUCAGCUACGACCUGGGGUGCUUUCUAUGUUCGAGAAACUGAGAGGCUCGAGGGGCGAGCUGGCAAAUUCCAGUUGGAUGACCUGUGUCAUAUCCAACUCAGACCCUCGUGUAUCCGCGAUUCUGCGCGAUCUGGGACUCAAAGUUGGCGAGGGUCCGCCGGGUCCACCUGCCAUGUACGAUCCGGAGAAUGACAUCGAUUUUGUUUGCACAAGUUACGAGGCAAGUAGUGAGAAGCCCGAUGCUGCCAUCUUUUGGAACGCCAAAGAGUCCAUGGCAGCUCUCGUUGGAGUGCCGCUUGAUGAACUUGUUGCUGAUCGGACUUCUACCGAAGGUGUGCGAUGGAUCCAUGUGGGUGAUGACUUCAAGAAAGAUUGUGUUGGUGCUUCGGAGGCGGGUUUGAUUCCAGUAUAUCUGUGUCCUGGAGGUGUAAUGCCUGGGUCGCAAUCAGAGGUGGCUGCCCUGGGAGGUUUGGCUGUCCAGAUAUUCGAAGAAGUGGCAGACUAUCUAAGGCUCAAAUGA